This is a messenger RNA of Trichoderma reesei QM6a, 1084 nucleotides long. RefSeq names its product RNA methylase. Gene Ontology annotation, cellular component: nucleus. Gene Ontology annotation, molecular function: protein-arginine N-methyltransferase activity. Lineage: Eukaryota; Fungi; Ascomycota; Sordariomycetes; Hypocreales; Hypocreaceae. The transcript is spliced from 6 exons. The coding region runs from base 1 to 1038 and encodes 345 amino acids. The record is from RefSeq and is a predicted model, not a curated record. Gene Ontology annotation, biological process: peptidyl-arginine methylation.
AUGAGCGGCGACAACAUGGAAGUCGAGUUGGCGGAGCAGAAGCUCAAGACGAUGGAGCACAGCGAGCAGCACUACUUCAAGAGCUACGACCAUCACGGAAUCCACGAGGAGAUGCUGAAAGAUGAGGUGCGCACACGGUCGUACAUGAACGCCAUCAUCCAGAACAAGCACAUCUUCAAGGACAAGGUCGUUCUCGACGUUGGAUGCGGCACCGCGAUCCUUUCCAUGUUCGCCGCCAAGGCCGGCGCCAAGCAUGUCAUCGGCGUGGACAUGUCCACCAUCAUCUUCAAGGCCCGCGAGAUCGUCAAGGUCAACGGCCUGUCAGACAAAAUCACCCUGAUCCAGGGCAAGAUGGAGGAGAUUGAGCUGCCGUUCCCUCAGGUUGACAUUAUCAUCUCCGAGUGGAUGGGCUACUUCCUCCUCUACGAAAGCAUGCUGGACACGGUCCUGUACGCCCGAGACAAGUACCUGGUUAAGGACGGCUUGAUCUUCCCCGACAAGGCCACCAUCUUCUUCGCCGGUAUCGAGGACGGCGACUACAAGGAGGAGAAGAUUGGAUUCUGGGACAACGUGUACGGCUUCGACUACACUCCUCUCAAGGCCACCGCCCUGUCAGAGCCCCUCGUCGACACCGUCGACCUCAAGGCCGUCGUCACCGACCCCGUCCCCGUCCUCACCCUCGACCUCUACACCUGCACCACCGCCGACCUCGCCUUCAACACCAGCUUCACCCUGACGGCCAAGCGCGACGACUUCAUCCACGCCCUCGUCUCGUGGUUCGACAUUGACUUCACCGCCUGCCACAAGCCCAUCCGCUUCUCCACCGGCCCCCACACCAAGUACACCCACUGGAAGCAGACCGUCUUCUACAUCAAGGACGUCCUCACCGUCCAGGACGGCGAGGAGAUCCAGUGCAAGCUCGACGUCAAGCCCAACGACAAGAACCGCCGCGACCUCGACAUUGAGAUUGACUACAACUUCCAGACCGGCGACGCCAACAGGACCGCUGCCGGCCACAGCACCUACAGGAUGUGCUAAAGCGUAUCCUUUUUCCUUUCCUUUUUUUUUUUCAAUCUCGUGAAAC